This is a messenger RNA of Naegleria lovaniensis, 834 nucleotides long. RefSeq lists its product as uncharacterized. Gene Ontology annotation, cellular component: endoplasmic reticulum. The coding region runs from base 1 to 834 and encodes 277 amino acids. Lineage: Eukaryota; Heterolobosea; Eutetramitea; Acrasida; Naegleriidae. Gene Ontology annotation, molecular function: ditrans,polycis-polyprenyl diphosphate synthase [(2E,6E)-farnesyl diphosphate specific] activity. Gene Ontology annotation, biological process: polyprenol biosynthetic process. The record is from RefSeq and is a predicted model, not a curated record. The transcript has a single exon.
AUGGAUGGAAAUAGACGAUGGGCCCGAGAGAAGAAUAUUCCUAUAAAAGAAGGUCAUCGGUCCGGAUACAAGAAACUGAAACAGUGUUUGAAUUGGUGUGAAAUGUUGGGAGUCAAGACGGUCACAGUAUAUGCAUUUUCAAUUGAUAAUUUUAAACGAGAUAAACAUGAAGUAGAUAAUAUUAUGGAUUUAAUGGAUCGGAGGUUUAAAGACAUGGUCACAAAAAAGAAAUCAUUUAUUCAUAGGUAUCGAGUAAUUUUGAGAGUAUUGGGAGAUUUUAAAUUAUUUCCAAAAUAUGUACAGGAGAGUGCUCAGAAAGCGAUUGAUUAUUCCAAUCAAGUGAAUAGCAAAUAUGGAGAUGAUGCAUUGAUUUUAAAUUUAUGUUGUCCAUACACUUCAACAUUUGAAAUUGAGAAUGCAAUGACAAAAUAUAUUACAGAAAAAUUAACAUGCUCAAACCAUGUGAAACAUCAGCAGCAACAGGAACAACAAUUAGAGUCAUGCUUCUCUGAAUCCGUGUCAACGCCACUACAAUCAUCAACCAUGAAUACUACACAAUGUCAUUGUGACAAUGCAGCUACUCAGGACUCUAAGGAAACCUCUUCUCAUCACAUCCAAUCGGAUAUCCAAUUACUAGACACGUAUUUCUUAACGAAAAGUGAACCAGAUAUUGUCAUUCGUACCAGUGGAGAGAUGAGAUUAUCAGAUUUUCUGACUUGGCAAUCCGAGCGGUCCAUGAUUUACAUUUCAAGUCUUUAUUGGCCUGAAUUUUCAUUUUGGCAAUUAGUUUCUGUCAUUUUCCAAUACCAGCAAUAUAGAUUUCAGAAAGGUUAG